GAAAGGGGGGGCUGUUGUAAGAGGAACUAAGGCUGGGAGCCUGGUGAAGGAGAAGCAGGGCCAUGCCUGAACCACCCCCCGGAACCCCCUGAGCCUGCACCCCUGCCACAACCCAUUCAAGCACCCCCUGGGACCCAGAUACCACCCCCACCAUGGGCAGCAAGGAGCGCUUCCACUGGCAGAGCCACAACGUGAAGCAGAGCGGUGUGGACGACAUGGUGCUGCUGCCGCAGAUCUCCGAGGACGCCAUCGUGAACAACCUCCGAAAGCGCUUCAUGGAUGACUACAUCUUCACCUACAUUGGCUCCGUGCUCAUCUCUGUAAAUCCCUUCAAGCAGAUGCCCUACUUCACCGAUCGUGAGAUCGACCUCUACCAGGGCGCGGCCCAGUACGAGAAUCCCCCACAUAUCUAUGCCCUCACCGACAACAUGUAUCGGAACAUGCUCAUCGACUGUGAAAACCAGUGUGUCAUCAUCAGCGGAGAAAGUGGAGCUGGGAAGACAGUGGCAGCCAAAUACAUCAUGGGCUAUAUCUCCAAAGUGUCUGGCGGGGGCGAGAAGGUCCAGCACGUGAAGGACAUCAUCCUGCAGUCCAACCCGCUGCUCGAGGCCUUCGGCAACGCCAAGACCGUGCGCAACAACAACUCCAGUCGCUUUGGCAAGUACUUUGAGAUUCAGUUCAGCCGUGGCGGGGAGCCAGAUGGGGGCAAGAUCUCCAACUUCCUGCUGGAGAAGUCCCGCGUGGUCAUGCAGAAUGAAAAUGAGAGGAACUUCCACAUCUACUACCAGCUGCUGGAAGGAGCCUCCCAGGAGCAGCGGCAGAACCUGGGGCUCAUGACCCCCGACUACUAUUACUACCUCAGCCAAUCAGACACCUACAAGGUGGACGGCACGGACGACAGGAGCGACUUCAGUGAGACUGUGAGCGCCAUGCAGGUCAUCGGCAUCCCACCCAACGUCCAGCAGCUGGUCCUGCAGCUCGUGGCGGGGAUCUUGCACUUGGGAAACAUCAGCUUCUGUGAAGAUGGGAAUUACGCCAGGGUGGAGAGCGUGGACCUCCUGGCCUUCCCUGCCUACCUGCUGGGCAUCGACAGUGGGCGGCUACAAGAGAAGCUGACCAGCCGCAAGAUGGACAGCCGCUGGGGUGGGCGCAGCGAGUCCAUCGAUGUGACCCUGAACGUGGAACAGGCAACCUACACCCGCGAUGCUCUAGCCAAGGGGCUGUACUCCCGUCUCUUUGACUUCCUCGUGGAGGCCAUCAACCGAGCCAUGCAGAAGCCCCAGGAGGAGUACAGCAUCGGCGUGCUGGACAUCUACGGCUUCGAGAUCUUCCAGAAAAACGGCUUUGAGCAAUUCUGCAUCAACUUCGUCAAUGAGAAGCUACAGCAGAUCUUCAUCGAACUCACCCUGAAGGCCGAGCAGGAGGAGUACGUCCAGGAGGGCAUCCGCUGGACCCCCAUCGAGUACUUCAACAACAAGAUCGUCUGCGACCUCAUUGAAAACAAGCUGAGCCCCCCGGGCAUCAUGAGUGUCCUGGACGACGUGUGCGCCACCAUGCACGCCACGGGUGGGGGCGCCGACCAGACGCUGCUGCAGAAGCUGCAGGGGGCCGUGGGCACCCACGAGCACUUCAACAGCUGGAGCUCCGGCUUCGUCAUCCACCACUACGCUGGCAAGGUCUCCUAUGACGUCAGCGGUUUUUGUGAGAGGAACCGAGAUGUUCUCUUCUCCGACCUCAUAGAGCUGAUGCAGACCAGUGAGCAAGCCUUUCUCCGGAUGCUCUUCCCCGAGAAGCUGGAUGUAGACAAGAAGGGCCGCCCCAGCACCGCUGGCUCCAAGAUCAAGAAACAAGCCAAUGACCUGGUGACCACACUGAAGAAGUGCACGCCCCACUAUAUCCGCUGCAUCAAACCCAACGAGACCAAGAAGCCCCGUGACUGGGAGGAGAGCAGGGUCAAGCACCAGGUUGAGUACCUGGGCCUGAAGGAGAACAUCAGGGUGCGCAGGGCAGGCUUUGCCUAUCGCCGCCAGUUCGCCAAGUUCCUGCAGAGGUACGCCAUUCUGACCCCCGAGACGUGGCCACGGUGGCGCGGGGACGAGCGUCAGGGGGUGCAGCACCUGCUGCGUGCAGUCAACAUGGAGCAGGACCAGUACCAGAUGGGGAGCACCAAGGUCUUCGUCAAGAACCCUGAGUCACUCUUCCUUCUAGAAGAGAUGAGAGAGCGCAAGUUUGAUGGCUUCGCCCGCACCAUCCAGAAGGCCUGGCGGCGCCAUGUGGCAAUCCGGAAGUAUGAGGAGAUGCGAGAGGAAGCUUCCAACAUCCUGCUGAACAAGAAGGAGCGGAGACGAAACAGCAUCAAUCGGAACUUCGUGGGAGACUACUUAGGGCUGGAGGAGCGGCCAGAGCUGCGUCAGUUCCUGGGCAAGAGGGAGCGUGUGGACUUCGCUGACUCGGUCACCAAGUACGACCGCCGCUUCAAGCCCAUCAAGAGGGACCUGAUUCUGACGCCCAGAUGUGUGUAUGUGAUCGGGCGGGAGAAAGUGAAGAAGGGGCCCGAGAAGGGCCAGGUGCGUGAGGUCCUGAAGAAGAAGCUGGAGAUCCAGGCCCUACGGGGCGUCUCUCUCAGCACGCGGCAAGACGACUUCUUCAUCCUCCAAGAGGAAGCGGCCGACAGCUUCCUGGAAAGCGUCUUCAAGACGGAAUUUGUCAGCCUCCUGUGCAAGCGCUUCGAAGAGACGGCACGGAGGCCCCUGCCCCUCACCUUCAGCGACACACUACAGUUCCGGGUGAAGAAGGAGGGCUGGGGCGGAGGCGGCACCCGCAGCGUCACUUUCUCGCGUGGCUCCGGCGACGUGGCGGUGCUCAAAGCGAGCAGCCGGGCCCUCACAGUCAGCGUGGGUGAUGGGCUGCCCAAGAGCUCCAAACCCACACGGAAAGGAAUGGCCCAGGGGAAAAAACCUCGGAGAUCGGCCCAGACCCCUUCUCGGGCCGCCCCCGGACCCUCCAGGGGCAUGGACCGAAACGGGGUACCCCCCUCUGCCAGAGGAGGCCCUCUGCCCAUGGAGAUCACAUCUAGAGGGGGCUCUCAGCGGCCUCCCCAAGGCCCUCCACUCUCAACCCAGAGGUCCAGCAGACGCCACCAGGCACGGCCCCCCUCUGAGCGCAACACAGAAUUCCUCAAUGUGCCUGAUGGGGGCGUAGCCGGCAUGCAGAGGAAGCGCAGCGUGGGGCAGCGGCCGGUGCCUGGGGUGGGCCGACCCAAGCCCCAGCCACGGACACAUGGCCCGCGGUGCCGGGCACUGUAUCAGUACGUGGGCCAGGACGUGGAUGAGCUGAGCUUCAACGUGAAUGAGGUCAUCGAGAUCCUCAUGGAAGAUGCCUCGGGCUGGUGGAAAGGCCGGCUGCAUGGCCAGGAGGGCCUCUUCCCUGGAAACUAUGUGGAGAAGAUCUGAGUGGGGGGCCCAGGAUUCUGUCCUUCCGCCUGCCAGGGAGCCGGGCCCUGCUGGCAGGGGGUCUGGUGUCUCUUAGCUGCGUUAGCCAGAAGGUCCAGUUCUGUGGCCUCCAGCCCAGCCCAGGCUCGGGGGGGGUCUGAGGCUCAUCACUGCAGCCCCCUCUGGGCCCCGGCCUCCCCCGUGUCACUCAAUAGGACUAGCAGCAGAGCCUACCUUCCAGCUGCCUUGUGAGUAUGAAAUGAGUCGUAUCCUAGCAGCAAGGCGUGGGGAAAGUGGGAAGGCCUUCACAAGUGUGACCUCCCUCCCUCUCCACUGGGGCAAUAAACGUUUGCCGGGUAGAAGUGUAAACAGACUGAGCGCCAAACUUCUUGGACACCUGUGACACAGGAGCAGCAAACGCCCCAUUUUACAGGUGUACACAUGAAGGCUCAGAGGUUAAGUCACGUGCCCAAGAUUCCAUAGAACCAAGCCUUAAAACGUUUGAGCUGUCCACUUGCCAGCUGCCAAAAGUUGUAUCCCAGCUUUCCUUCAAAAAAAAAUAUAUAGUCUGGCUGGUUCUGUCAGAUCUGAAUCUGCAGUCCCCAAACCCAUCUAGGACCUGACUGGACCCUGAGGGAGGAGAGAGGCCCUGCACAGCCCUCCACAGUCUACCCUGGGCCUCCCCUGGUCCCUACCCCCACCCCAUGUGUGUGCCUUCUUAGCCUCAUUUGCCGGGGUCUGGAAGGUUCUGACAUUUCAGGGCCCUGACUUUCUGCGCUUACGGUCACAGGUGAAGGGGUCCUCUGGCAGCUGGUCUCCCCAGCUGUCUGCAAACCCAUGCUAAAAUCCGAGCCUUUGAGAUCCUUACAAGGGCAACUGGAACCAGCUGGGCGUUCUGCCGUGGUCUCAGCAUCCUGGCUUUCUAGACAGAUACCUCCUCUGUGCUCAGCCCCUCAACGAGCAGCCAGUCUGGGAGACUGGUGGGGUCAGGACUGAGCCAGAGGAGGGACAGGGGCUGACUAGCCAGCCGACCCUUUUGCAGGGUCUGUACCCUCUCUCUUCUGCACCGACCUGGAAAAGCUGAGUGUGGCUGG
Pipistrellus kuhlii (Kuhl's pipistrelle) is the source of this 4525-nucleotide messenger RNA. RefSeq names its product myosin IF (gene MYO1F). Gene Ontology annotation, cellular component: myosin complex; cytoplasm; vesicle. NCBI's taxonomy places the organism in Eukaryota, Metazoa, Chordata, Mammalia, Chiroptera, Vespertilionidae. Gene Ontology annotation, molecular function: ATP binding; actin filament binding; microfilament motor activity. Bases 153 to 3452 code for a protein of 1099 amino acids. The transcript is spliced from 28 exons. Gene Ontology annotation, biological process: actin filament organization; vesicle transport along actin filament. The record is from RefSeq and is a predicted model, not a curated record.